AUGGAAGAGAUACAAAAAUUAAUUAAUGAAUUAGGUGGUUCACAAUAUAAAGAUAAAGAUACAGAACAUUAUUCUGAAGAAGCAGUAGAGUUAUUAAUUAAAAAGAUUGAUAAUAAAUCAAAAGGGAAAACAGUUAUUGAAAGUAAUACAUUAAUUUAUAAGACAUUAGCAGAUUGGUCAAAAGUUGAAGAUAAUAGAGAAACAAUCAUUAGAUCACCAUCAAAUGUAAUUGAAAAAACUUUUCAAUUAUUUGAAUUCUUAUUACCAAAUGGCGUAGAAACAUUAAAUACAGAUACUACAGUUGAACAAUCAGAAUUAUUUUCAAUGGUUUGUAGAUUACUUGGUAAUUUAACCUAUGAAAAUGCACCAAAUCGUGAAUUUAUCUUUGAUAAAACUCCUUCCAUUUUAAAAUAUAUUUCAAGUUUUGUAUCUCAAACAAAGUAUCAAUCAUUACAAAGAACUUCUUGUGCUGCCAUUGCAAAUCUUUCUUCUGAAACUGAUUUUAUUCAACUUGAAUUCUUUAAAUUAGGAGUAGUUUCAAUUUUAAUCGAUUUAAUUUGUAGAGAAGGUACAACUGAUGAAGUUAAUCAAAUGGCAAUUAAAGCAUUUAAUAAUUUAGUUGAUAAUGAAAAUACUCAAGUUGAUAUUCAUUUCAAAGAAAUUCAUAGAUUAUUAGGACAAUUAAAGAAAUCAUUAAAUAAAGAAGGUUAUUAUGAAAAUUCAUUCGCUAAUGAUUUGGUUUCAUCAUUAUCAACUCUUUCUCUUAAUAAGGAUUUACAAAAAGAAAUAUUAAAAGAAGGAUUUUUAAAUGAUUUAAUUGAAUUAAUUGAAGAAUCAAAUGUACAUAGAGAAAUGAUUAAUCAAUUUGAAGAUGAUGAUAUUGAAAAGGAUAAGGAUAUUUCAAUUGCACCAUCAACAUCAGAGUUAAUAUUUAAAUUAGCCGAUAAUGAUGACUAUAGACAAUACUUUUAUAAUAAGGAAAGAGAUGGAAACGAUGCAAAUAACAUUUUGGAUAGAAUGAUAAAAAUAAUGACAUCACCACCACCAGCCUAUAAAGAUGGCGAUAGCAAGGCUCAAUUGAAAGCAUUGGAUGUUGCCAAAGUGAAGAAAAACAUAACGAAAACCAUUGCAUUAUGUUCAUUAGAGGAUGAUGUAAUCGAUAAAUUCAUUAAAACUCCAAAGAUUUUCGUUGAUUUAUUGGUCGAUACUGAAGACACUGAAAGAAUUGUAAAUGGUGAAAUGAUCAUUGGUAAUCUCGCAAGAUCCGAACCAAAUUGUAGAUUAUUAAAUUCAUACAAUGUCAUUGAGCUAAUUGCUGAUAUCAUGAAAAAGUUUCCAAAUUUUCAACCAAUUCAACAUUUAGGUUUAUCUUCCAUUAGAAAUCUCACACUUCCAACUAUAAACAAAGGUUUCAAACCAAGUUCAACUUUGAUGGAAGAUGUAGUUUUCAAUUCAAAAGUACACAAUCAAGUCAUUCAAUUCGCUGCUUUAUCUUUGAUAAAGAAUUUCAUUGGUUGUGAUCAAUCAAACUUAAAAUUAUUCUUGGAAUUUCCAAAUGCUCUUCAAUCAUUAUUGGAUUUAGCCAAUGGUAGAGUACCUGCAAGUAUGGAUGAUGAAUCUGAUCAACAAGAACAAUUACAAUUAGAUGAUGCUAAAAUUCAAGAAAUUGAAGAGAAAUUUGAAGAAAAAGAAAAAACAAUUGAAAAAACAGAUGAAAAAACAGAUGAAAAAACAAAUGAAAAGAAACAAUCAAAGAAAGAUAUGAGAGUAAUUUAUGAAGCAACUAGAUUAUUACUUAGAUUUUUAGAUAAUUCUGAAUUAUCAAAUCAUCAAGAGAAAAUGAAACAAUUGAUUGAGGAAUCAGUUGAACCAUUCUUUAGUUUAUUACAAUCUCCUUUCCCAAUUUUACAAGUUGAAGGUGCAAAAGGUUUAGUUUUACUCAUUAAACAUGAUAAACAACUCUUUUUAUCACGUCCAUCAUGGGUAAAAGAUUUGGUUGAAGUUUUAUCCCUUUCAAUCAUUCCUUUCCAACAACUCUCAAGAGAACAAUCAACAAUUACUACCGAUCCAAAUCAUCAAAAAUUAAUUGCACAAAUUCAAUCAAAUUGUAAUUUUAGUACCGAACUUCAAAAUGUUAUCCUUUCAAAUAUUUUUUACAAUUUCUCUUUAGAUGAAUCAAUUUGUAAAAAAAUGAAAGAUCAAAAUGUUAUUUCUGAAUUAAAAACUUUAAAAUCAAAACAAGAUGCACCACAAUCAUUAACAAAUUUAAUUCAAAAAAUUUUAGUUCAAUUAACAAUUUAA
Messenger RNA from Dictyostelium discoideum AX4, 2301 nucleotides. RefSeq lists its product as hypothetical. Lineage: Eukaryota; Evosea; Eumycetozoa; Dictyosteliales; Dictyosteliaceae. The transcript is spliced from 5 exons. Gene Ontology annotation, molecular function: guanyl-nucleotide exchange factor activity. The record is from RefSeq and is a predicted model, not a curated record. The coding region runs from base 1 to 2301 and encodes 766 amino acids.